GGAAGAGGCGAGUGCGGCUGGCAGGAGAGCGAGAAGCGAGCGAGCCCCCGUGGAAGUGUCGCUGCCGGCUCUUCUUCACCUUGCCCCUCAGCCUCCCUUCCCGCCGCCGCCGCCGCAACGAUGUCCGUGGCGGGCUUGAAGAAGCAGUUCCACAAAGCCACCCAGAAAGUGAGUGAGAAGGUUGGUGGAGCAGAAGGAACCAAGCUAGAUGAUGACUUCAAAGAAAUGGAAAGAAAAGUGGAUGUCACCAGCAGGGCUGUGAUGGAAAUAAUGACCAAGACAAUAGAGUACCUUCAACCCAACCCAGCUUCCAGAGCCAAACUCAGCAUGCUAAACACCAUGUCCAAAAUCAGAGGCCAGGAGAAAGGACCAGGGUACCCUCAAGCUGAGGCACUGCUUGCAGAUGCAAUGCUAAAGUUUGGAAGAGAACUUGGAGAAGAAUGCAACUUUGGCCCUGCUCUAGGGGACGUUGGAGAAGCCAUGAAGGAGCUUUCUGAAGUGAAAGAUUCUUUGGACAUAGAAGUGAAACAGAAUUUUAUUGACCCCCUUCAAAAUCUCCAUGACAAAGACCUGAGGGAAAUACAGCACCACCUUAAGAAAUUAGAAGGCAGACGCUUGGACUUUGAUUACAAGAAGAAAAGACAAGGCAAAAUCCCCGAUGAGGAACUCCGUCAAGCUCUGGAGAAGUUUGAUGAGUCAAAGGAGAUUGCUGAGUCAAGCAUGUUUAAUCUGCUAGAGAUGGAUAUUGAACAAGUGAGCCAGCUGAGUGCCCUUGUACAAGCCCAGCUGGAAUACCACAAACAAGCCAACCAGAUCCUCCAACGAGUUAGUUCCAGGCUGGAAGAAAGGAUAAAAGAAGCAUCACUUCAGCCCAGGAGAGAAUAUCAGCCAAAGCCCCGCAUGAGCUUGGAACUGAGUGAGAACACUCAACAGAAUGGCGGGAUCUCAAAUGCCACCACUCCAAAGCCCUCAGGUUUUCCUAUGGACCAGCCCUGCUGUCGAGCUCUGUAUGACUUUGAUCCAGAAAACGAAGGGGAGCUAGGCUUUAAAGAGGGUGACAUCAUCACCCUCACAAACCAGAUCGAUGAAAACUGGUAUGAAGGGAUGCUGCAUGGCCAGUCCGGCUUCUUCCCCAUCAAUUAUGUGGAAAUUCUUGUCCCUUUGCCUCAUUAGGAUGGCCAAGUCACCGUGGCUGAAUCCCCCACUUCCCCCCCAAAAGUCAUGUGUUGAUACCACUGCUUUUAAAUUAAUAGGAAAAUGGCUGCCUGCUCCACAACCCAAGUACAUGCUGCAGUGGUUAAAGUAGUCAUCAGGCCCCCACAGACAAUCUUUGGUUUCCGUGUCGUCAUGCUGCGUAGUGGUGAUGCGUGGUAUCUUCUCCGGACGCUGCAGCCAGGCACGUGGGAUUUUCCUGUCGUUCCCAUAGCUGCCUCAGAGAUGUCUGCACAGUGAUGGGGAGGGGAGGUGCGGGUGGAUGUGGCUCAACAAGAGAGCUACGGACAGGGGAGCCCUUGGAUUCUUCCGGAAGAUAAGGCAUAUCACCACUCUUAGGCCAGGUCAGUUCUGUCUGGACAGAGCGGGGGGACGUGCCCUUGGGCAUUGCAUCGUUCCCUCCCUGCCAGAGGCAGCUUAUGCAGGCCUAAAUCCACUAACCAGCUUUUUGUGUCCUAUCUCAAAAAUGGCUGAGUCCUGUCCUUGGAGAUAUAGCAAAGCAUCUAUCUGGUUUUCUCCAGGAAUGAGCCACCACUAUUCUGUACAUGCUGUUGGCAUAGAACCAGCUUUGAUAUCCUAGGUCGGGGUGGGCAGGAGGUGGAUCAGGAUCUACUGGUGGAUCCCUGAGUGAGUUGCGGUGGUUUGGAGAUGGCUUUUGACCCCCGAAACAUUUAACAAUAGCAACAGCAAAAUAGCUUUUUCUACUUACAGCAUAUUAGACUGCUGAAAUGAAGAGAAGUGAGGCGAAGCAGGAGUGGACAUUGGUAGGAAAAGACUGUGAAUUUAGCUCACUACUGGCACUGACAAUGAGGUGCACCGAGACACUGUUCUUUCAUUCUCAGUAUACGUCUCUUGCACCUGGCUUUGCUGGUGGAUCUUGGGAUUCUGGGAGACAUAAACAACCAACAAAGUAGAUUAGACAAACCUGACAUCUGCUUACCCUUGUACAGCAUUGUUAAAUAAAGGCCCUGUUGGGUUUAAAAUGGAAAAAGGUCCAAUGGCCAAGCCAGGAAACGUGCAAGACCACAAGCCCAGUGUGGUUGCUCAGAAACUUUGAACCUAAACAACCCAGAAUGCCAACAGCAGAUAAACGAAGCUGGAAGAAAAGGAAGACCAAAAAAGUAACUAUUUCACUUUGUAAAACAGCCUUCUCCAAGCUGGUGCCCUCCAGUUGCCGUGGAUUGAAGCUCGCACUGUUUCCAACCACCAUUGCCUUUGGCUGGGAACUACGGACGUGGCACUCCAGCAAUCGGGAGGGCAUCCAACUGGGGAAGGCUGCUGUGAUGCCGAGGCACAAAGAAGAAGCUUACCACUUCACAACACCGAGAACCCUUAUUCUACACAUUCACUACAAAAGAAAAGAAUGCAGAGCAACUCACACCACAUAUGUUUCUUUUCAUCUACCUUGUGUUCUUUGAACAUCAUUUGUGUAUAUUCUGCCCUCAAUGAGGACUAAAUAAAAAGAAUCUUUGUGCUGAGCAAUUAAAGCAACAUGUGGCUAUAUAUGCAAAGACAGUUCAGUUUGUUUUCUCUCUGGCGUCUUCUGUAUCUUUCUUUUUUUCCCAUUCUACUCCCGGCAUUUUGUGUGUAUGGUGACGUGUCUAGCUGAUUCACUGUUCUUUUUGGUAACUUCUGUAUGAAUUUGUUGAAUCUGAGUUACGCAGAGUUUUAUUUAUCUCUCUAUGUACCUGUACAGCCUCUUCCUGCGCUGCUUCAGAUGUGCCACUUCAGUAUUGGACUGUGUGAAAUGAAGGCAAUCCUUUUGCUUUUAACGUGUAAACUACA
This is a messenger RNA of Varanus komodoensis (Komodo dragon), 2997 nucleotides long. RefSeq names its product SH3 domain containing GRB2 like 2, endophilin A1 (gene SH3GL2). NCBI's taxonomy places the organism in Eukaryota, Metazoa, Chordata, Lepidosauria, Squamata, Varanidae. The record is from RefSeq and is a predicted model, not a curated record. The transcript has 9 exons. Gene Ontology annotation, molecular function: protein binding. Gene Ontology annotation, biological process: synaptic vesicle uncoating. Gene Ontology annotation, cellular component: presynapse; cytoplasm; glutamatergic synapse. Bases 121 to 1173 code for a protein of 350 amino acids.